UUCGCCACAUCGCCUAUUCGAUCACCACAUCCGGCUUUGCGUCCCUGACAACGUAUGCGACAUGCGUCGACACAUACUCUUUGAUCCGCGGUCACCUUAAUUGGUAGUACUGCCAUCGCAACUCCUCAAAGCACCUCCAGCGCGCCCACGAUGGACUUCCUCCAGUGCGCUCACGACGCGACUGCCUGCCUCCUGCUGUGUCUUCAUCUCUCCAGUCUGGAUCUCACUCAGCGCCGAUUCUAUCUGGGUCUGCUGAAGCUACCUUUUCCUCACCUGCUGCCUCGCUGCUCACUCUGCGAUACCGGCAAUGACGAUCAAGCGGGAUUCCCACGCCGCUUUCGGCGAGCCAGAUCCCCUGCUCGACAAGUGCAAGAAGGCCUUGCAGCGCGCUGAAGAAAUUGUCGGCAAAGCUAUACCAGAUGAGCUGUUUUGUCGAAGCCAUGGUAUAUCCAAACGAAUGAAGAUAUGAGGCUACCAAUUUCGGUAAGACAGAUCGGGAAUUCACCUCUGCCAGGUAUCGAUGGUCGAGAUCCUGAAGUUCUGGGGUCCAGCCAGCAUGGACGAGAGUCCACCGCCGGACAACUACACCAUCCUCCUGCAUCGCAUGUUUCCAUCAGCGGCAUUUGUCAAUCGCGCGUUUUAUGCUGCAGCAAGGGCGCAAUUGCCACCUCUGCUCACCUUCACUCCCGGCAAGCGAUACGUCCUCCCUCCGCCCGGCACGAAAGCCAUGGAAGCACCAGAAGGGCCCGACGACAGCAUUUCGGCUACCCUAGAGAAAUCCUUCCACGUCUCGCCACAAGAGUUGCAAAAGAUCCGUCGUUUUGCCAUCCGCUGGGCAAAGUACACUGUGCGAAACGAGUACAAUCCGCCUCAGUUCAGACAAUCUUUCUACAGUUUCAGGGGUCACUUCGAAGCGUUGGCAAAGAUAUUGCACCCGAAGUGUAUCGUGGAGGUGCACGAGGUGGCUGAGCAGUGGCACAAAGAUUUCUUCCUCAAGGCGAUCGACGACAGCGAUACCCCUGGUCCUGAUUUCGGCCACUGCACGAGUGAUGUCGUGCCAGAAGAUUCCGACGACGACGCAAGCUAUUCCGACGACGAACUUCUAGAGAACAUCUGCUCUACGACGAAGUUCAUCCGCACCACACGUCGCAUUGAUCGAACGAUAGCAGUGAAAGAGCUGGAGACUGGGGACUGGCGCGCAGAUUCGGCGGCGACACUACCACAUUCCUCGCAUUUGCCGAUUGGGACCAGUGGGUCAAGGACAGAGCGCGAUUCGUCAGUCGGGGAGCAGCCGUCGCCACAUCGACGUGAUGGAUACCACUAGCCCUUCAAGUCCACAUGUGUUGGAAUGCAAUUGUGACUUCCGAACAUCUCAUUGUGCAACCAGAUCUCAAAGGCUUGUGAAAAAUGAAGUGAAGUCUUGCAAUCGCACCUUUCCAUAACAUGGAAGAACUUACUAGCAUCGACGGUUGCCAAGGCCCGCCUCCACUUCACUUUCUCUUCGCUGAACUACCUUGACUCCGACAUCAACAUCGACAAUAACGGCCACAUCGAAUCGACACUGACAACAUCCAAUGAAGCGGCAUCACGAACGCGCGAUAUCAGACCUGCCACCGCUCGACACGGCAUCACUCGUCGAGGUACCGCUC
Cercospora beticola is the source of this 1649-nucleotide messenger RNA. RefSeq lists its product as uncharacterized. NCBI's taxonomy places the organism in Eukaryota, Fungi, Ascomycota, Dothideomycetes, Mycosphaerellales, Mycosphaerellaceae. The record is from RefSeq and is a predicted model, not a curated record.